Messenger RNA from Solea senegalensis (Senegalese sole), 2730 nucleotides. It is a transcript of the gene foxr1, whose product is annotated as forkhead box R1. The transcript is spliced from 6 exons. The coding region runs from base 93 to 1190 and encodes 365 amino acids. The record is from RefSeq and is a predicted model, not a curated record. Gene Ontology annotation, biological process: regulation of DNA-templated transcription. Gene Ontology annotation, cellular component: nucleus. Lineage: Eukaryota; Metazoa; Chordata; Actinopteri; Pleuronectiformes; Soleidae. Gene Ontology annotation, molecular function: DNA-binding transcription factor activity; sequence-specific double-stranded DNA binding.
AGGACAUGACUUGAAGCUGGAGGUUCCUUUGAGCAGAGGUGUUUCUUGCUGAGGACAUUGUCGCACGGACAGCAAAUAAGAGUACUGUGGUGAUGAUGAUGAUGAUGAAGAGCAUCAUCUUAGGAACCUUUCUCCUCUUCGUCCUUUGUGGUGCUGUGUCCGGCCUGGGAUCAGUUGUAGUAAAAGGUUAUGAGUACAUCACCUAUCUUCAUUACAACUGGUUGGAAGCUCAGCAGUACUGCAGGACAAACUAUGGCAAUGGAGACUUGGCCACAAUAUAUACACAGUCCGAUGUAGACGAUCUGAAUUUGGAAGACUAUAGAGCGUGGACUGGUCUGCAUAAACCGUCGGAUAAAGACGAGUUCAGUUGGGUUCACGGAGAUAGCCCGUAUCGCAACUGGGCACACGAUCAGCCACAAGUGCAAGAAGGCAGUGAUUACUGUGCUGUUGUCCAUUACGGCUGCCACUGUUUUUAUAGUGAACUCUGUAACAGACGCGCCUACUUCAUCUGUUCUAAAUGGCACGACGACCAUACAGGCGACUUUAUACCUCAGUCGAAGACAUGGGAAGAGGCCGUGGACUACUGCGAUCAUAUGCCAGGAUACCACAAUAUGCCAUUUUUCACCAGCAGCAAUGACAUUGACAGUGCUUUUCGACCACAGGAUUUCCAAGUCUGGACUGGACUGUACAGACAUGGGGGAACAUGGAAGUGGAGCAAAGGGUUUUCGGAGUACAGAAAUUGGUCACCCAGUCAUCCACAGAACAACGGCGACUGCGUCUCCAUCUCCUCUCUGGGCAAGCAGAUGUCGGUGCAAGAUUGCUCGUCCCAAUGUCCCUUCAUCUGCUCUCACGAUAACCUGGUCCUGGUAAAGGAGAACAAGACCUGGGAGGAGGCACUAGAACACUGUAGGGCCCUCGGCAAUCAUGACUUGAUCAGUGUGCAGCCUGGAAGUGACCUAGACUUCAUAAUGAGGCGGGUCAUGGAGGCUGACACUGAGAAGGUGUGGACAGGCCUUCGUUUCUUGGCAGGUCAGUGGCUGUGGGUGAACCAGGCAGAUAUGUCGUACUCUGGCCUGCCUGACUGCCCCCUCGAAUGGCAGCACUGCGGAGCAUUAUCUAAAGAUGACGGAGAGAAUAUAAAGAUCAGAGAAUGUUCAGAGAGGAGGAACUUCCUUUGUUAUAAAAUCUAGUGGCAAGAACAAUGACCAUCAUCACUAUCAGACUGUACUGCAUUACAGUACAAGUCAUUUUAUUUUAGGCAAUUGAAAAAUACUAGAUGUAUUUAUCUAGGUACAGUCUGGAUACAAGACUCAUGUUACCAGGUGCAUAUGGAGGAUGUAGAUUGAUGGAUGGAUAGAUAAUGAAAUGAAACCAUUGUUUCCCCUACCCUCAGCAGCAAUGCCUUUGCCAGUGGAUCCCACAUGGUAGACUUGCAGUACUGCUAGAUAAACACCAGGUGGCAGAUGUUUCUGUCUCUGGCAGCAUGGAAAUGUCCUCCCACACCACCCUGACUGUUAUGCACAACUACUGAGCUGCAUCCAUCCAGUCAACAUGGGGGGCUUUCUUCCAAUCGUGUGGUCUCUGGACAUUUUAUAAUAAUAACAAUUCCAUGGAUUUCCCUGUGUUGUCCAAAUUCUACACCAGUGUGAGUGUGAGUUUGAGUCAGAGGAGUUUUAUAGGCUCAGGAUAGAUUCUUCCAGUUACAGUAUGUGCUAUUAGUUUCAUUUACUUAUUUGAACUUAACAAUUCCCUCCUUAACAUUUUGAGAAAAAUUAAGGGGAAACUAAGUAACAGAAUUGGCUGACUCAUUCUCACGAUUGCCUUUGGAAAAAGUUGAUGUCACAGUUUUGUGGAUGCAAACACUAUUCAAAAGCUUUCAUGUACAAGAGCUUUAUCACCUACUCCUUUUUUUUUCAGUUCCCUCUAGAACCCUACUGCUCACGCUUCUUACCCUGGUCCUGGGUUACGCAGUCGCUCAGGUAUUUUUAAAAUUUAUUACUGGGGAAAUCAUGAGCAUAUGAACUCACCAGGUUGUCUUUGUCUGAACAAAUGACUGCAUCAGGAAGGAGGAAAAAAUGACUCAAGAGAAAUGUCUUUAGCGGAGAUCAAGAUGAUUUGACAUAAGCCAUGCAAGCACAGGACUCAACAACUUAAAUUGGUGUCAUUUUUUGCACAUUAUACUAACCUAAAUGUUACUCUGAAAGAAUAAUUCCCAAGCAGUGUACCACCCUUAUCAAGCAUCUCCCAGCUUUGACUUCAGCUGGAGUUUGCUGCUGAAGGCUCUUUGUUGACGUCACUCACCUUGAAUCCAUUCCCUCCUUCCUGCAACAUGGUGCUGUCUUUAUGAGACAGCUGGCAGUGUUUAUUGUAGUGAGAGAGUGACCUGUGGGGGUGGGAGUGAGCGGAGACUAGAGCUGAAGCCCUCAAGUCAAAACUCACAUGCAAUUUCUCAAAUUGUCCGGUAAACUUGUUAAACAGUUGCUUGGCUUUCAACCCAACAGUGGUUUAACAAGGAGUGGAAAAAAACCCAGCAGAGAUAGGUUUGUUUCAGGUGACACAAACAGACCAGCAGAAAUUUAGAUAAUGACAGAAUCUUCAAAAGCCUGAAUGUCUGUGUUGUCAUUCUAAACCCUGUAUGUUAAAUGUAUAUGUGGAGCAUGAAAUACAUGAUGAAUCUGGCCACACUCUCCUUUCAUUAUUUCCUCACUAAUAAAACAAGGCAAUCGGAGA